UCACAGAGACAUUCAUCCAGGGUAUUAGGAAAAACCAAGCCUCCCCUUAGGAAUGGCACUUGUCUGAGAGUUUCCUCAGCACACAGCUCCUGAAAAGCCACCAGGCUUGUGAAAGGAGAACAGAGGGGCUAUUGGGAUACAAAUUACAGCUCUCUCAGGAUUUGCCCGACAGAGCGGCCGAUUUGGAAGACGUUGGUACCUGAGGAGUAAAACAAAGAGGAAACAAUGACAGACGAUCAAGACCUUUCUGAGGUGGAGAUGAGUCCUGUGGGUUCUGAAGACCACCACUGCCUCUCUCCAGGACCUUCCAUGGCAUCAGAUGCUAGCUCUCACCUUAGCAACCCCAGCAGCGGUGAGAUGGGGAAGGUGAAGAAGGAACAGCAGGACUCAGAAGCGGACGACGACAAGUUCCCAGUGUGCAUCAGGGAGGCAGUGAGCCAGGUGCUGAGUGGCUACGACUGGACCCUGGUGCCCAUGCCUGUGCGGGUCAAUGGAAGCAGCAAGAGCAAGCCCCAUGUCAAGCGGCCCAUGAAUGCCUUCAUGGUGUGGGCGCAAGCGGCCCGGAGGAAGCUGGCAGAUCAGUAUCCUCACCUCCACAAUGCAGAGCUUAGUAAGACGCUUGGGAAGCUCUGGAGAUUGUUGAAUGAAAGCGACAAGCGUCCCUUCAUUGAGGAGGCGGAGCGGCUGCGAAUGCAGCACAAGAAGGACCACCCUGAUUACAAGUACCAGCCGCGCCGGCGGAAAAAUGGCAAGGCCGCCCAGGGUGAAAAUGACAGCCAGGCCGAGGGAGAAGCUGGUGGAGCAGCUGCAAUACAGGCACAUUACAAGAACGCCCAUUUGGACCACAGGCACCCUGGGGAAGGCUCUCCCCUGUCUGACGGGCACCCUGAACACCCCUCAGGUCAGAGCCAUGGACCUCCCACACCACCGACCACUCCAAAGACAGAACUGCAGUCCGGUAAGGCUGACUCCAAGAGGGAGGGGCGUUCCCUUGGGGAAGGAGGAAAGCCACACAUCGACUUUGGCAAUGUGGAUAUUGGGGAGAUCAGCCACGAAGUGAUGUCCAACAUGGAGCCCUUCGACGUCAACGAGUUUGACCAGUACCUGCCGCCGAAUGGACAUGCUGCUCACCCAGGUCAUGUCGGAGGCUAUGCCACAGCUGCUGGUUAUGGCCUUGGGAGUGCCCUGGCUGCAGCCAGUGGACACUCGGCCUGGAUCUCCAAGCAGCAUGGAGUCUCCUUGUCUGCUGCCACAUCAUCGGUGGUAGACUCCAAGGCACAAGUGAAAACAGAGGGCUCUGCUCCGGGGGCCCAUUACACUGACCAGCCCUCCACUUCACAGAUAGCAUACACCUCUCUCAGUUUGCCCCACUAUGGCUCAGCUUUCCCCUCUAUAUCCAGGCCUCAGUUUGACUACCCUGACCACCAGCCCUCAGGACCCUACUACGGCCACUCCAGUCAGGCUUCCGGCCUCUACUCGGCCUUCUCCUAUAUGGGGCCCUCCCAACGGCCCCUAUACACUGCCAUCUCUGACCCGGCACCUUCAGUGCCACAGUCUCAUAGCCCCACACACUGGGAGCAGCCUGUAUAUACGACCCUCUCGAGACCCUAGGGAACGGGGAGCAGUGACCAAAGCAGCAGCGGAAAGGCUCCGGAGAAUCAGCCCCAGAAGACGAGCCUCCGGGUCCCGAGGUCAUUCGGUGUAAUCCAGUCGCCAGAACCCACAGAAUAUCCGGGCGUGUCUAUCUUGACCGCAGUUAUCGAUGGCUCACCUGGCUGGAGGAAGGUUCCCAGCCACACCCCACAAUCCCAGUCCUUGAUUGGCUUCCGAGGUCCCGUAGGCCUUCUAGAUGAGGACGAUUCUAGGCACGGAGCAACUAGUCAUGGCGGGUUUUUUUGUUUUUGUUCAGAAGACCAAGGGUUUAAAACAAAAUAAAAUUGAGAGAUAAUCCCUUCCCUUCUCUCCCCCUCCCUGAAGUUGUCCAGACCCAUCAUCCUGAUGGUUUAGAAAGAAACACAAUGGACGCAAUUCUGCCACUCGCUGUGGGUGAAGGCUAGGUGGGCACCCUGGUGGGGUAAUGUUACAGAUGGAGAAGUAGAAUGGUGCAGCCGUCCGAUAUGGACCAUGCUCUAGGACAUUCCUGCUUCAGAGUCGCACGUGCAUGAAAUGUUGCUCCCCAUUGGAAGACCAACCUAUGCUUGCUUUUCCUGUUGAUAUUUGGCACCUGCGCCCACUUUCCCUUAUCCAUUCCAUCGCCUCUCUGCUGCCUGGCUCUCUUAAGACUUAACUACACAGUACUUUGGACUCAGGAACUGCAUUAUAUGCUCUGGCCGCCUUUGCAUCGCAGCAUGUAAGCAUGUGCAUACAUGCUGGUCCCUUGGACCGUAAAAAAAGCAAAUGGGACUGAAUCCAACUUUGUUGUUAUGAACAUUUUGUAUUCCUAGUUUGUUUCCAACACUUUGUGGCUCCCUUCUAAACUCCCCCAGCUACCUUUCUAACAUGCCAGAAGAUACCCUACCAAAGCCAAUACUUUUCCUUCCGGCUUACAAGAGUGAUUGUGUGUCUAUAUGCGUGUGUGCACAUGUGUGUGCAGAGUGGGUGAGGGAAAGCAGAAAGAUAUCAGUGCCUGGAACGGUCAGUGUGGUUCUCCUAUUUUCUUAAACACAGACCAAAUGCGCAGGGAGAACUUCUACAUGAACACAAUGCUAGAACAGACAUAUCCUCAUUCCCCCAUGAAAGACAGCUCAAGGCGUUUUGGUGCCUGAGGCAGAGCAUGCACAUGGCUUGCCAAAAACAUUAUAAACUAAAUCACCAAUCAUUUGCUCCCGCUUUCCAAAAUCUGCUGUGUGCCAGAGGCUGCCUCACCCUGCCUCCUGGCAGGGCCAAUCCCUGUCACAUGUUCAAAAUUGUUAAGAGCUAAGUUCUGUCUUUGCCACAACAAGGAGGACCUUGCUGGUGUAAGUGAUGUGGAAUGGGCAGUUAAAGAAGAAGUAGGGCUGUGCAGAAUUCAGAUGAACCCAUGUUCACUUUUGAGUUUUUCAAAUGGAGGCAGCCUCCUCAGCUAAAUCAAACUUUGCCUUUAUUUUCCUCUUCUCCGUGGCCCUGAUGCAUGCCCAUUCCACAGCUUCAAAAAAGAAUGAGCAUGUCACUUUGAUGGCUGCCGUGACUUAAGACGGUACCCAAAACACACCCUGGAGAGGCCAGACACUGUGCAGUUGCAUGAGGAUAGACCCACAACUGGCCACCAUGUACAUUGUGGUACUUGCUGUUGUUCCUAGCCCCUUUGGAUUGAGACGACUGAGGCUAACCUCCCCAAAAGUUAUGAGCUUUAUAUAUGCUUGACUCCAUUUUUCUGCUAUGGAUGAUUAUCUCUUCUCCAUGGUGUUUGAAAAGAACAUGUAGUAUGCCUGUAAUCCUUGUAUGCAUGCAAUCUAUUAACUGCUCUACACCCUUAUUUAUGGAAGUAGCACAUCCUCCCCUGUUCCCAGCACCACAACCCUCUAGCACCAUUAACUUUGCAUCAAAUGUAUGGAAUAAUAAACUUAAGAGGUUUCAGCUA
Molecule: messenger RNA, 3559 nt
Organism: Podarcis muralis (Common wall lizard)
Lineage: Eukaryota; Metazoa; Chordata; Lepidosauria; Squamata; Lacertidae
Gene: SOX10
Product: SRY-box transcription factor 10
Biological process (GO): enteric nervous system development; morphogenesis of an epithelium; negative regulation of transcription by RNA polymerase II
Cellular component (GO): nucleus
Molecular function (GO): RNA polymerase II cis-regulatory region sequence-specific DNA binding; DNA-binding transcription factor activity, RNA polymerase II-specific
Source: RefSeq, a predicted model, not a curated record